Molecule: messenger RNA, 684 nt
Organism: Cryptococcus wingfieldii CBS 7118
Lineage: Eukaryota; Fungi; Basidiomycota; Tremellomycetes; Tremellales; Cryptococcaceae
Product: iron-sulfur cluster assembly protein
Exons: 4
Coding region: 1-684 (227 amino acids)
Biological process (GO): iron-sulfur cluster assembly
Cellular component (GO): cytoplasm; mitochondrion
Molecular function (GO): 2 iron, 2 sulfur cluster binding
Source: RefSeq, a predicted model, not a curated record
AUGGCCUUCCCUGCAUUCCGCACCACCUUCGCAUCCACCUCCAGGGUCACCCUCCACCACCUGCCCCCCCUCACCCACUUUGCCCGCUCCGGCUCCUCCUUAGCUCACCACGUCACAUCCCCUUCCCCCCAGUCCUACUCCCCCACCUCAUCCCCUGCCUACCAUGGCUCAGUCGGCCAGCAAGGCCAACUGCAACAUUCGGGUAUGAUGUCGGGCGGCAACGGCAAGGGCGGCGUCAAGGAGAUGCAUGUCGCUCCUACGCCCACUCCACCAGCGGCACCUGCCCCCAAGGUGCAGCCCAAGGCCAGCGAGAGGCCCCCCAGGAGAACAGGUAACCUGAGAGGCAAGAAGGCGCCGAUAACAAUGACCCCUGCUGCCAUCGAACACUUGAGGGCCCUCGUAUCAUCCCCCACAGAGCCCCGGUUGUUGCGCAUCGGUGUCAAGACUCGUGGAUGUGCCGGUAUGGCCUACCACCUCGACUAUGUGCCCCCUCCCGGAGGCAAGUUUGACGAGGUUGUCGAGCAGGAUGGCGUUAGGGUUUUGAUCGACAGCAAGGCGUUGUUCAGCAUUAUUGGGAGUAGGAUGGACUGGAGGGACACUCGGUUGAGCGCUGGAUUCGUCUUUGACAACCCCAACGUCGUUGACACGUGUGGAUGCGGAGAGUCUUUCAACAUCCGAUUCUAG